GCGUGAGUUUCCCAUGAUGCAUUGGAUUGGAUUUGCGCACUUUUAUUUUCACUUUCAUUCUCUUGGCUCGUGAGCGGUCAUCGCGGCCCGGUUCCGUGAGUACACGGUCAGGACUACUGAGGGUUCGGGAGAUAGUAUUUCAUGAAGCUUAAACCUCAAAAACAUGUCCCUGCUGGUACUCCUCCUGUGUUUGUUCUCCGUGUCAUCGUCCUGGACUGCGGCGACACAAAACAGAGAAGAAAACCAGUCCUCCUUCCCCAAAUCCACCAGCGGAGAGACAUUCCCCUGGAACAAGAUGAGGCUCCCCCAGACCGUCUCUCCGUUCCAUUACACCCUCCUCAUCCACCCCAACCUCAGCAGCCUCGACUUCAGCGGGAGCGUGAAGAUCCGAGUGGACGUCCUAGAGGACACUCACACCGUCGUCCUCCACAGCAAGGAGCUCAACAUCUCCAGGGCUGGUCUGAGAGGUUUGGCUGAAGGUCAGAGCCAGGCACUGAAGGUGCUGGAGUAUCCUGCCUACCAGCAGAUCGCUCUCGUCAGUGAAGACAUGGUGCUGAGGAAAGGAAGCGUGUACGUCAUCGAGCUGGAGUUUGAGGCCAAACUGUCCGAGAGCUACCAUGGGUUUUAUAAGAGCACGUACCGCACCAGGGAUGGAGAGGAACGGGUUCUGGCCUCCACUCAGUUUGAGCCCACGAGCGCUCGAGCAGCUUUCCCCUGUUUCGAUGAACCUGCAUUUAAAGCCAAAUUCACUAUUCAGAUUCGCCGAGAGAGCAGACACAUCGCCAUCUCCAACAUGCCCAAGCUGAGGACGCUGCCUCUCGCAGGAGGUCUGUUUGAGGACCAGUUUGAUGAGACAGUGAAGAUGAGUACGUACCUGGUGGCCUUCAUCGUGUGUGACUUCCUGUCUAUCAGCAAACCCAGUCAGCAUGGAGUCCAGAUCUCGGUGUACACCGUACCUGAGAAGAUCCAGCAGGCCGAGUUUGCCCUGGACGCUGCAGUCAAGCUGCUGGACUUCUACGACGAUUAUUUCGACAUCCCCUACCCUCUCCCUAAACAAGAUCUGGCCGCCAUCCCGGACUUCCAGUCAGGCGCGAUGGAGAACUGGGGUUUGACCACCUACAGAGAGUCAGCUCUGCUGUUUGACCCCCACAAGUCCUCAGCCUCCGACAAGCUGGGCAUCACCAUGAUCAUCGCACACGAGCUCGCUCAUCAGUGGUUCGGUAAUCUGGUGACGAUGGAGUGGUGGAAUGAUCUCUGGCUGAAGGAAGGCUUCGCUAAGUUCAUGGAGUUUGUGUCUGUGAACAUCACCAACCCCGAGCUGCAAGUGGAGGAUUAUUUCCUUGACAAGUGUUUCGAGGCGAUGGAGGUGGACUGUUUAAGCUCCUCCCACCCCGUGUCCACCCCUGUGGAGAACCCUGCUCAGAUCCAGGAGAUGUUCGAUGACGUGUCUUAUGAUAAGGGUGCAUGUAUCCUUCACAUGUUGAGGGAGUUCCUGAGCCCUGAAGACUUUAAGUUGGGGAUUGUCGCCUACCUGAAACGCUACAGCUACCAGAACACCGUGAACACACAUCUGUGGGAGAGUCUGACCGCUAAGCAGCACUCUGAAGACGAGGUGGACGUCAGGGCGAUGAUGGACACGUGGACCCUGCAGGAAGGCUUCCCGCUCAUCAAGGUGGAGGUCAGAGGUCGUGAAGUGCGCCUGAGUCAGGAGCGCUUCCUGAAGGGCGGGGACUCGUCCCAAACCUCUGGAUUCCUGUGGCACGUUCCUCUGACAUACAUCACCAGCAGCUCAAAGACAGUGCAUCGCUUCCUGCUGAAGACCAAGACAGAUGUGCUGUACCUGCCUGAGGAAGUGGACUGGAUCAAGUUUAACGUGGACAUGAGCGGAUAUUACAUCGUCCAUUACGAGGGCUGGGGUGACCUCAUCUCUCUGCUCAAACACAACCACACGGCUCUGAGCAGCAAAGACCGGGCCAGUCUCAUCAACAACGCCUUCCAGUUGGUCAGCGUAGGGAAGCUGCCACUAGACAAAGCUCUGGACCUGUCACUGUAUCUGAGCCAGGAGACCGAGAUCAUGCCCGUGUUGCAGGGCUUCAGCGAGCUCGUGCCACUUUACAAGCUGAUGGAGAGGAGAGAUACACUGGAGGCACUGGAGAACCAGAUGAAGAGCUACAUCGUGCACCUGUUCCACAAGCUGAUUGAUCAGCAGGUAUGGAGUGAUGAUGGAUCAGUUUCUCAGAGGAUGCUGCGCAGUUAUCUGCUCCUGUUCGCGUGUGUGAGGGGUCACCCACCCUGCAUCGCCACUGCCAGCGAGCUCUUCAACAAGUGGAAGGAGUCUGAUGGCAAAAUGAGUCUUGCCAAUGACGUGAGUCUGGCAGUGUUUGCUGUCGGGGCUCGCACUGAGGAAGGAUGGAACUUCCUGUUUGAGAAGUAUCGUGAAACACUCUACACUUCUCUGAAGAUCCGGAUCAAGUCGGCACUGUCCAUCACUCCUCUGGCUCACAAACUGAAAUGGAUGAUGGAGCAGAGUUUGGAGGGUUCGGUGAUGAAGACACAGGACCUGCCCCAUGUCGUGGUGUCCAUCAGUAGGAACCCUAAAGGUUAUAAACAGUCCUGGGACUUCCUGAGGGCAAACUGGCACUCGCUGGUGAAGAAGUUCGACCUCGGUUCCCACUCCAUAGCGCACAUGGUGACAGGCGUGACCAGCCAGUACUCCACCAGAGAGAAGCUGGAGGAGAUUCGCAGCUUCUUUGGUUCCCUGAGUGCUGAGACGGGCUCUGAGCUGAGGUGCAUCCAGCAGGCGCUGGAAAAUGUGGAGGAGAACAUCCGCUGGAUGGACAAGAACCUGCCACUGCUGCAGGCCUGGCUGGAUAAGAACCAUCCGGAAUCGCAGAAGCACUACGACUUGCAUACUGACCUGUGACGAGGCAAAAACAGCCAGCACCUUAUCGUCCACCUGAUGACAGCUUUACAGUGAAGAAAAUACUGAGACGUGUGUGUGUGUGUGUGUGUGUGUGUGUUAGAGAGAAUUUACAGGAUGCACACUGUGAAGUAAACUGUGGAAUCUUGGAAGGUUCUUAGAAGGUUUACUUAAAACGUUUUUAAUUCAUAAAUAUUUGGUGUUGCUGUUUUUUUUUAGAGUUUAUUUAUCAUCAUUAUUUGGCCCUUAUUUUGUCGCAGCUCUUAUUCCCGUCCUGGUCUUUAGAAACCGAAUACAAAUUACAUUAGCUUCUGUGUAAUUAUAAGAAUUAUUAUUACACAAGGCAAUAAAAUUCAUUCAUUUUAUCAAUUGUUUCUGAAUAUGUGAAAGUGCAGACUAUCCUCAUGCUCACAGAGAAACCAACUUCGUUAGCAUAAAUACAAAAUAAGAGUCUUUUCCAGCGCACCAAAUGGAUGUCAUACUUUUUUAAGGCACUUUUGUGAUAUUUAAAUUUGAGACCUAACUUUUAUUUUUUAUUUUUUGACAUUCUGCUGUUCUACUGGUUUAUAUUUCACAUUGUAUUUUUUUUGUGUGUGUGUCGAGUUUUAAUGGAUUAGAUAUAAAUU
Hemibagrus wyckioides is the source of this 3546-nucleotide messenger RNA. It is a transcript of the gene erap1b, whose product is annotated as endoplasmic reticulum aminopeptidase 1b. Gene Ontology annotation, cellular component: cytoplasm. The transcript has 18 exons. Lineage: Eukaryota; Metazoa; Chordata; Actinopteri; Siluriformes; Bagridae. Gene Ontology annotation, biological process: proteolysis; peptide catabolic process. The record is from RefSeq and is a predicted model, not a curated record. The coding region runs from base 164 to 2923 and encodes 919 amino acids. Gene Ontology annotation, molecular function: peptide binding; zinc ion binding; metalloaminopeptidase activity.